Messenger RNA from Saccharomyces mikatae IFO 1815, 1296 nucleotides. It is a transcript of the gene STE2, whose product is annotated as alpha-factor pheromone receptor STE2. The record is from RefSeq and is a predicted model, not a curated record. NCBI's taxonomy places the organism in Eukaryota, Fungi, Ascomycota, Saccharomycetes, Saccharomycetales, Saccharomycetaceae. Gene Ontology annotation, cellular component: membrane; G protein-coupled receptor homodimeric complex. Gene Ontology annotation, molecular function: pheromone binding; mating-type factor pheromone receptor activity. Gene Ontology annotation, biological process: G protein-coupled receptor signaling pathway. The coding region runs from base 1 to 1296 and encodes 431 amino acids. The transcript has a single exon.
AUGUCUGGUUCAAUUCCUUCAUUAAGCGACCUGUUUUAUGAUUCAGCAUAUAAUCCGGGUCAAAGUAUUAUUGACUACACUUCUAUAUACGGUAAUGGGACUACCAUCACGUUUGAUGAGUUACAAGGCCUGGUAAACAGUACUGUUACUCAAGCCAUUAUGUUUGGUGUCAGGUGUGGUGCGGCUGCUCUAACCCUGAUUGUCAUGUGGAUGAUAUCAAAAAGUAGGAAAACACCGAUCUUUAUUAUUAACCAAGUUUCCUUACUUUUGAUCAUUCUACACUCUGCACUCUAUUUCAAAUAUUUACUGUCGAACUAUUCUUCGGUGACUUAUGCCUUAACUGGAUUUCCUCAGUUCAUCAGUAGAAGUGACGUUCAUGUUUAUGGUGCUACGAAUAUUAUUCAAGUGCUGCUCGUGGCUUCUAUUGAGACUUCGCUAGUGUUUCAGAUCAAAGUUAUUUUCACGGGUGAUAAUUUUAGAAGGAUAGGUUUGAUGUUGACAUCGAUAUCUUUCAUUCUAGGUAUUACUACAGUAGUCAUGUAUUUUGUGAGCGCUGUUAAGGGUAUGAUUGUGACUUAUAAAGAUGUUAGUGCCACCCAAGAUAAAUAUUUCAAUGCAUCUACAAUUUUACUCGCAUCUUCUAUAAACUUCAUGUCAUUUGUCCUGGUGGUUAAAUUGAUUCUUGCCAUUAGAUCAAGAAGAUUCCUUGGUCUCAAGCAGUUUGAUAGUUUUCAUAUUUUGCUUAUUAUGUCAUGUCAAUCUUUGUUAGCCCCAUCAGUGAUAUUUAUCUUAGCAUACAGUUUAAAACCAGGCCAGGGUACCGAUGUAUUAACUACUGUUGCCACAUUAUUAGCUGUUUUGUCUUUGCCUUUAUCAUCAAUGUGGGCCACAGCAGCUAAUAACGCAUCUAAAACAAACACCAUCAUUUCAGAUUUCACAACGUCGACAGAUAGAUUCUAUCCAGGUGCGCCUUCCAGUUUCAAAACUGACAGUAUCAACAAUGAUGCCAAAAGCAGUCUUAGAAGUAGAUUGUAUGACUUAUAUCCUAGAAGGAAAGAAGCAAUAUCAGAUAAGCAUUCAGAAAGAACUUUUGUUCAUGAGACUGUGAACGACAUAGAGAAGAAUCAGUUCUAUCAGUUGUCCACACCUACAAGUUCAAAAAACACAAAGGUAGGACCACUUGCUGAUACAAGUUAUAAAGAAAUGGAAAGUGAACGUGUAGACGUAUACACUCCCGAUACAGCUGCUGAUGAAGAAGCGAAAAGGUUUUGGACUGAAGUUAAUGAUAAUUUAUGA